AUGGAGAUUUUUCAACAUGGCAAGAUUAUGUUCGGCGAGUUCGGCUGGCUUGGGAGCAGACUCGCAAGCGACGGCGACGACACCUCGGAACUUGACCACGGCCUUCUCACGCGACCUGACGGUGCUCGCUAUCUCUUGGAAUUCCUCGAGAAGCGACUUGGUAAAGUUCCCAUACCGGAUGCAGGCGCCAAGGCGGAGGAGCUGUUGGUCCGACCCUACUUCUCCUGGGAGCCCAACAACGCGAAGUGCGCUGAGUUCCUCACCUACGGCCAGGUGCUCCUGAAGGUGAUGAUCAGGAAGAUCAAGAUCGUGAUGAAGAAGAAGAUGAUGCGGGAGAACCUCCAGAAGCAGAACCGACAUGGUGCUCAGAACAUCUGGCAGGAUUUGGACACCCAGCUACCUCCUGCUCUGCCAGAUGAGUUGCUUGGUUGGAUUAUGCUGCGCCGCUCCGGCCUGAACCCCACGCAGCGGCUUAACGUGCUUUCCGCCAUCCAGAACUCCCUGAAGGCGGAGGCUGUCGAGAGGGGACUUCGAGCAGCAGAAGAAGAGCUCAGGUUCAUGGAGCGCGAUUCUGGAAAAGGGCAUGGUGGUGGAAAAGGACGUGGAGGCCGCUCGUUCUGGGUGGAGCAGGACGGUCAGUGGGGCAUCUUGCUGAGCAGCGAAGACAUUUUUGAGGACAUCACCGACCAGGCGAGCAUCCACUGGGUUGAGGCUCCAUCUCACGCGCCAGUGGAGGAAGCUUUCACAGCGGAACUUGCGGUGGACCCCUACAUCGAGCAGUUCUGGAAUCAUGAGGAUGACGGAGCCUACACCCUGUGGAAGCAAGACCCGAUGGACGGUGAGUACUACUUCCAGGACGGCAACGGUGUGUUUUGGUCCUGGAGUCAGUGGGAGACGGAGGCAGCCUGGUGGGCGGCCACCCCGGAGGAGCAGAAGCAACAGACCGACGCCGCCACCUUCUACCAGGACAAGCCGCGGACCUUUUCCCAGGCCCGGCAGCUCAUGGCAGCCAAAGGGGCCUCCCGAGGCUACUAUGGCAAGGGCAAAGGAAAAGGGAAGAAGGGCGGUGGCAAAACCAAGGGACAGCCCACUCAGGCAGUGCUGGCAGCUACGACCACUUCUACUCCUUCGGCACCGGUGCUGCCCUCAGUUUUGGAGGCCACCCCCGGCGCUCCGGGAUAUUCGGGUUGCUUCAUUUGCGGGGACAAGUCACACGAUUUCCGUCAUUGCCCUCGACGUGGAAAAGGAAAAGGGACAGGCAAGACCUACGGCAAGGGCCACGUCUCCUUUGCGGACCAGGUCUUCUCUGUGGACGAAGUGGAAGUGGAUGAAGAUGAUUGGGUUAAUCCCAACUCUGCAGUUCGUCCUCUGUUUCCUCCUGGUGAACCUUAUCCAGAAACCGAGACCGAAGACGGGGACAGUGCAGUCGAGCCUGCCUCCCCAGCUCGUGGGGCUCCAGCAGGAACCCAGCCAGAUGGGGAGACCUUUGUGGUUGAGCCUGACUCUCCAGCCCGGAUGACUUUUCCCGGAGGUCACCCUGGUGGAGAGUCCAUCUCCCCCGCUCCUGCAGUCCCCGGGAUCAUCCUCAUGGCCAUUCAGCACCCAGACGUGGAAGGUUUCGGCGUUCUGGACACGGGUGCCACGGAGACAGUGGCUUCACUUGGCGCGGUCGAGAAGAUCUUGGAGGGCCGCCGCUUGAACGGGUUGAUCAAUGAGCCUGUGUCCGUGGUACCGCAGGAGAAGAAGUGCUUUCGUUUUGGCAAUGGGCAGAGGCAGUUCUCCGAGUCCUACAUGCUCCUGCCCCAGACGGUGGGUGGACAACUCUUUCACUUGGGUGUCUACACCUUGGACGCGGAGGGUGUGCCAUUGCUCAUCGGGGCCCGCACCCUGGAGAAGUUGCAGGCGAUCAUUGACCUUGGUAAGAGCCUCAUGGUCAUGAAGGCGGUGGAUCCCUACCUGGUGAUUCCCCUCAUCCGAUCCACCACCGGCCACUUCCUCCUAAACAUGCGGACGGAUUGGAUGGGGUAUGGACAGCGAAUUCCCAUCACUCCGAACUUCAUGCACUACCAAGAUCCGAGGACCUCACCAAUGGAAGCGUCCUCGACUCCCUCAACAGCAGCUUCGUCCGCAAAGGGCAAGUCCAAGGGCAAGCCCAAGUCCAAGCAGGACACGACUGGCAAGAACCUGCUGAAGUACGACGAGGCUCGCUCCACCGGUCCAGAUCCCCGGGACCCGCGCACCACGGGGGAGCCCUGCUGGGGGAAUCAUCUUCCAGCCGCUCCAUAUCGUGGCUCGGUGAGCGGGGCAAACGGCCACGCCAAGUGGGUCGGUUGCGAGAGGUGCAAGCUGCGCCUGUCGUACACCCCGGCUUUCGGAGCGACUGGGAUUCAUCGGUCGGCAGGUCCCUUGCCGGUGGACACCACAGCUCAGGUCGAGAAGCUCAAGAACGAAGCUCCAUUUCAUCCGCAGAUGCGAGACAAGACCAUCGCCCUGGAUGGAGCCGAGAAGAGCCUCCUCGACCGCCUCGCCAAGAUCCAGUCCCAGAAGGCCGAGCACUACCGGAAGUCCGGCAUCACCCCGGAGACCGCGAAGCCCCAGGAGACCGAGAAGGGCACGACCAGGGAGACCGAGAACAAGUCCGAGGGAGGUCGCAAAGCAGGCCGCAAGUCCGAGGAGGGCCCGGAGGCCCUGGAGUAUGCCAACCGGCCCUCUACCAGAGAGAGCAAGUUCAGGAGCUUGGCCACGACCAAAUCAACUUCCUCAUGCAGCAAGGUUGGGAACAUGGAUGAGAUCUUCAAUGCCCAUGGAGUACCUCCAGAGAAGUGGGAUGUCUUGGAGCUUUGCUGCGAGGAGGAGAGCCUACUCACCAAGACCAUCAUCCAACAAGGUGGACGUGCCGGUCGGGCCGGAUUGUUCAACUCCUGCGACCUCCAGAAGGCUGAUGGCCUUGAAAGAGCCAAGCAACUUGUACGUGAUCAUCGCCCUUCGUGGAUCUGGGUAUCCUUUCCGUGUAGUGCCGAAUCCCAGAUCCAGAACCUCAACGAGAUCACGGAGGAAGGACGCCUUAAGAGCUGGAAACGCCGAGCUCGAAGUCGACGUCUUGUCACUCGUGGCCUAGAAGUUCUUCGGCUACAUCUUGAACUUGGAGGCCGCAUUGCUUGGGAAUGGCCUCGCCACAACGGUGGGUGGAGGCUGCCCAUGGUCGUCAAGUUCUGGCAAGAGCUUGACCAUCAGGGCCGUUGCCACGACAUCUUUGUGGAUGGGUGCCAGUACGGGAUCCAGCACAAGGGCGUCCCUGUCAAGAAGCCUUGGAGAAUCCGAGUAACAGACCCCAUGCACUUCCAUCACAUUGCCCGUGAAUGCCCUAUGGACCAUCGACACGCUCCAUGUCUGGGCGGAGGACUUCCUGAACGAACUGGUCGAUACUCUCCUGAGUUCUGUCGAGCAGUCAGCAAGGCACUACUUCAGCCCUUUGAGGAGGUGUUCACCGUGGAAGAGCCGAGCAUCACCUCCAUUCAGACGCUUACCGACCAGGAGCUUCAGAAGUUAGCCCUGAACGUCCUCCAGCUUCAUCGACGGAGUGGGCAUCCUAGCAAUCGCGCUCUAGUCAAAGCUCUGAAGGCUAGAGGCGCAGAUGAGAAGAUGCUGAUCAUCGCCCAGAACAUCAGGUGCGAUGAAUGUGUCGAAGGUCAGAUGGCAACUCCGGCUACUCGGGUGUCUUUGGAGAAGGCAGAAGUACUCUGGGACACCGUGCAAGCGGACACCUUUUACAUGCGGGUUGGCCAGGUGGUACACCACUUCCUCCUCUUCGUGGACGAGGCCUCAGGGUUCUGCGUGGUGGAGGAGAUCAUCCAGCACGAGGACGACCAGGCUGAGAAUGUGGCCACCCCGGAGGUGUUGGAGGUCUUCCAGCGGGUGUGGAUCCAGAUCUUUGGCAUCCCCAGGCGCUUCAGGUGUGACCCAGAAGGAUGUUUUCGUGGACGCCUUCUCGAAGAUUUCUGUGCGGACCGCGGGAUUGAGCUCAUCCACGUCCCGGCGGAGCAUCACUCUUCAACUGGAGAUGUUGAGCGUGCUGUGGGAGACCUUCGGCGAAAGAUGGAGCUGUUCCUUCGUGAAGUUCGUACCUCAUCCCCGAAAGAGGCAGCGUAUGCCAUGGCCGCGGCUCACAACACCGAGGCCCGUGUGGGUGGCUUCGCUCCAAUCCAAUGGGCAUGGGGACGUUUUCCCAAUGAUGAAGACCGACUGCCCAUCACCGUCAAUCAGCAUGUUCCUGGACAUCCUCUGCAGCAGCAUCUCCAACUUCGAAGGCGAGCAGAGGAGUUCUACAAGGACCAGCACUACAAGCAGAAGCUCAGCAGGGCGGUCAACACCCGGGCACCUCCCAGCAAGCAGUUCAUUCCUGGUGACCUGGUCUACUACCGACGGCAUAAAGCUCCUCGUGAUCGGCCAGGUCAUGAAGUUGUGGAUGUGACUCGACUCCGAGUCGCAAGAUGGUUUGGUCCCGGCCGAGUCCUUGCCGCCGAGACCAAGGUUCAUGAAGAAGGUAGCCGACGUCUGCCUUCUACCAGCGUCUGGAUCAUUUCUCAAGGACGCCUCAAGAAGAUCCAUGCUGACCAACUGCGGCACGCCUCCGAGAGAGAGAAGCUCAUAGCUGAGGCCACUGGCACAGUUACUUUGCCCUGGACUUUCAGUUCUCUCACCGAGUUGAUGAAGAAAGGAAUGAACUUCGUGGUCGGAGCCGGAGCCGAGCUCGCGAAGAGCGCCGAGCCCUACCUCAUGAACAACCACCUGGAAUUGCGGAGGACUCUGAUGAAGAGCUGA
Effrenium voratum is the source of this 4821-nucleotide messenger RNA. NCBI's taxonomy places the organism in Eukaryota, Dinophyceae, Suessiales, Symbiodiniaceae. The record is from the annotation of a GenBank genome assembly.